This is a messenger RNA of Apaloderma vittatum (bar-tailed trogon), 1131 nucleotides long. RefSeq names its product caspase 9, apoptosis-related cysteine peptidase (gene CASP9). The record is from RefSeq and is a predicted model, not a curated record. The transcript has 9 exons. NCBI's taxonomy places the organism in Eukaryota, Metazoa, Chordata, Aves, Trogoniformes, Trogonidae. The annotation marks the transcript as partial. Gene Ontology annotation, biological process: regulation of apoptotic process; intrinsic apoptotic signaling pathway in response to DNA damage; apoptotic process. Gene Ontology annotation, cellular component: cytoplasm.
AGCGCCGGCAGCCGAGCAGACCAAGCCCGGCAGCUGGUCAUUGACCUGGAGACUCGAGGGAAACGGGCUUUUCCCAUCUUCAUCUCGAUCCUGCGGGAAACCGGGCAGGGAGACCUGGCGGACAUGCUGCUAGAGGAGUGCGAAUGCCCGCCAGUGCCACCGCAGCUCGGAGACCUGAGGCCCGUCGAGCUGGACUUGCCGGGAGCAAAGCAUAAUAAAAAUGGGAACCUCCCUGAACGUUUGUCCAUCCCAGUCCAAGCUGAGAGCGAAAAACCUCCAACGCCUCCCGCACCAGCCCGGGGUUUGGCUGUUGGCAGGAGGGACCGCGAUCUGGUUUACGAGCUGACAGCAGACCCGUGCGGACACUGCCUGAUCCUCAACAAUGUCAACUUCGGCAGAGACUCAGAUCUGUCGACUCGAGCCGGCUCUGACGUGGACUGCGAGAAGCUGGAGAAGCGCUUCAGGGCCUUGCGCUUCCAUGUCCUGACCCGACGGGAUCUGAAAGCUCAGGAAAUGGUUACAGAGCUGCAGACGCUGGCGCGGCGGGACCACAGUGCCUUGGACUGCUGUGUUGUGGCCAUCCUUUCCCACGGGUGUCAGACGAGCCAUAUUCAGUUUCCUGGAGGCAUUUAUGGAACGGAUGGAAAACCCAUUCCAAUAGAAAAGAUUGUCAACUAUUUCAACGGGUCCAAUUGCCCGAGUUUGAGAGGAAAACCCAAACUCUUCUUCAUCCAGGCCUGUAUUGGAGAGCAAAGAGAUCGAGGCUUUGUGGUGGAUUGUGAUUCACCCGGAGACGAAACUCCUGGAGGCUCUUUGGAAUCAGAUGCGACUCCUUUCCAGACUCCGUUGGGUCGCGUGGACGAGCCGGAUGCCAUAGCCAGUUUGCCUACACCCAGCGACAUCUUGGUGUCCUACUCAACUUUUCCAGGUUUUGUCUCCUGGAGGGAGGCAUCGAGCGGCUCGUGGUAUGUGGAAGCGCUGGACAGCGUGCUGGAGCGAUACGCCCCUUCGGAAGACCUGCUCAACAUGUUACUGCGGGUGGCAAACGCCGUCUCUGCCAAGGGGACGUACAAACAGAUCCCGGGCUGCUUCAACUUCCUCCGUAAGAAAUUCUUCUUCACGUGCACGUGA